UAUAGUGAGGCUUAAUGACCCGAAUAAUAUUAUAUAUUUAUUAUAGUGAUAUGAUAUGAUGUCUGAUGAGGAAGUUCAAGCAGAUGAUAACGAAAGUAAUGGGCAGAGAGAGAAAUAAAUACAAACAACUUCUAGAAAAGAAAGAGAGUUAAAUGAGAUCAUAUUCCUUCUUCUUCUUCUCAAUCUCAUCAAAUCUUCUUCCUUUCAUUUCACACUUCAAUAUUCUUGGGACUACAACAUCACCAUCUAACUAAGUGCAACAACUCAAUCUGUCUAAUAUAUAUUAUUAAGCAGGUUGAUUAUAUUUAUUUUAGAGCAAAAGAAUGGAUAUAGAGUAUCAAGAGGGGUACAUAAGGAAUUCAAGAGGAGUUCAGCUAUUUACUUGUAGGUGGUUGCCUUUUUCUUCUCCAAAGGCCCUUGUUUUUCUCUGCCAUGGUUAUGGAAUGGAAUGCAGUGCUUCCAUGAAAGGUUGUGGGACAAGGCUAGCAUGUGCAGGAUAUGCAGUGAUAGGGAUUGAUUAUGAAGGACAUGGACGGUCAAGAGGAGCCCGGUGUUAUAUUAAAAAGUUCACCAACAUUGUAAACGAUUGCAGCAACUUCUUCAAAUCAGUGUGUGAUCAGGAAGAGUACAAGGACAGAGCAAGGUUUUUAUAUGGAGAAUCAAUGGGAGGAGCAGUUGCACUACUCAUCCACAAAAAAGACCCGACUUACUGGAACGGUGCUGUUCUUGUUGCACCCAUGUGUAAGAUAUCAGAGAAGCUGAAACCACAUCCAGUGGUAGUUAACAUGUUGACAAGGAUAGAAGAGAUUAUACCUAAAUGGAAAAUUGUCCCCACGAAAGAUGUCAUUGAUUCUGCCUUUAAAGAUCCAAUCAAACGCGAAGAGGUGAGGAACAACAAAUUGAUAUAUCAAGACAAACCCAGGCUUAAAACAGCUCUAGAGAUGCUCAGAACCAGCAUGAGCCUGGAAGACACCUUAAAUGAGGUAACAUUGCCAUUCUUCGUGUUGCACGGAGAAGCGGACAUAGUAACAGAUCCAGGAGUGAGUAGAGCAUUGUACGAGCAAGCAGGUAGUAAAGACAAGACAUUUAAGCUAUACCCUGAAAUGUGGCAUGCUCUCACAUCUGGAGAGCCUGACCACAACAUUGAGACUGUCUUUUCUGACAUCUUCUCUUGGCUCGAGAAACGUAAUGUUGACUUCAGUAGUAGCAAUGGUGAUCAUACAUUCUUCAAUACUACCACCACCACCGCCACUGUCAGCCCAGUUCAGCACAACUCUAAGAAUCCUCCGACGUCUGAGCAUCCCUCGGAAAUCAUUGAAGUAGACAAGCAACAACUAAAGACACGGACGCAUGGAAGAUAUCUCUGUGGGUGGAAAGGAAAACGAAUGCAUCAUCAUUCAGCAAUGUAGUGUACGCCUCUCAUUUAGCGUACGCAUUAUAGCGUCCCAAUUGUGUUUGAACUCCUUGUCACGUGCUAGUCGAAAGUUAAAAACAAAAAGAAAAGGCUAAUAAAACAUAUGAUCUAAUUCCUAUUUAAUGGUACUCCAAUUCAAUUUAUUUGA
Messenger RNA from Papaver somniferum (opium poppy), 1562 nucleotides. Its product is annotated as caffeoylshikimate esterase-like. Gene Ontology annotation, molecular function: lipase activity. Gene Ontology annotation, cellular component: membrane. The transcript is spliced from 8 exons. The coding region runs from base 324 to 1409 and encodes 361 amino acids. NCBI's taxonomy places the organism in Eukaryota, Viridiplantae, Streptophyta, Magnoliopsida, Ranunculales, Papaveraceae. The record is from RefSeq and is a predicted model, not a curated record.